Messenger RNA from Oppiella nova, 369 nucleotides. The record is from the annotation of a GenBank genome assembly. NCBI's taxonomy places the organism in Eukaryota, Metazoa, Arthropoda, Arachnida, Sarcoptiformes, Oppiidae.
UGCCGCCACUGCCAUCAACUCAGAUGUCGGGACUGUGUCUCGCAUGAGGUGGACUCUCAGUACUGUCAACACUGUCUCGAAUACAUCCCAUCCAUUGACGCCAAACUCAAGAAGAAUAAGUGCGCCUCUUGUUUCCAGUGUCCCUCUUGUAUGCAUACAUUGACCACAAGAGCGAUCAUCACUCAGACUCCGAACCCGACGGACGCCACACAAACUCAGCCCAAGAAAGUGUUUUUCCUGAUCUGCUAUUACUGUCGCUGGUCUUCCAGAGAUAUCGGAAUCCCUGACCAAUCAGUGGCGUCUGGAAAUUGGCCCGAAUUGGAGACACCGAACGCCAAACGACUGGACGCUCUGUUGGAUCGCUACAGA